GCCGCCGCCGCCGCCGGGGCUGGUGGUUGGGACAAUGGCCGCCUCCUUAGUCUUGGUGCUGGUCGUGGCGGUGACGGUCAGGGCUGUGCUGUUCCGCUCCUCGCUGGUGGAGUUUAUCUCAGAGCGAGUAGAAGUGGUCUCUCCUCUGAAUUCUUGGAAGCGAGUUGUGGAAGGGCUUGCUUUGCUGGAUCUAGGAGUGUCCCCAUAUUCUGGAAAUCUGUUCCAUGAAACACCUCUUACAUUAUAUCUCUUUCAUUUCCUUAUUGACUAUGCAGAGUUUGUCUUUAUGGCAAUGGAUGUUAUAACUGCAGUUGCACUGUAUAUUGUUGCUGAUGAUUUCAACAAAGUUGUGUUUAGAAAACAGCGGAUUGCUUUUGAAUUUCAGAAAUAUGCUCCUGAUGUCAUCACGCUGGUCAGGACUCCAAAAGAAAUGUAUCAUAUUCCUCUUAAGGUAGCACUGUUCUACCUCCUGAAUCCAUUCACUGUGCUUACCUGCGUGGCAAAAUCUACAUGUGCUAUCAACAAUGCAAUUAUUGCAAUUUUUAUUUUAGCCACUGUGAAAGGUAGUGCCUUUCUUAGCGCUGUAUUUUUAGCUUUGGCUGCAUACCAAUCCUUGUAUCCUGUCGCAUUGUUUGCUCCAGCAUUACUGUACCUUGCACAGAAACACUAUGUGUUGGUGAACCUACACAGCACUACUUUCUUGCUACAUUUGCUCAAGUAUGCAGUCAUGUUUUUGGGUUGCCUGAUGGUCAUCAUAUGCUUAUCGUUUUUUUUGCUGAAUUCGUGGAGCUUCAUUCCCUCUACCUAUGGCUUCAUUCUUUCUGUUCCAGAUCUUACACCAAACAUCGGUCUUUUCUGGUACUUCUUUGCUGAGAUGUUUGAGCACUUCCGCUUGUUUUUUGUGUGUGUAUUUCAAAUCAACGUGUUCUUCUACACACUUCCUCUGUCAGUGAAAUUAAGAGAUCAUCCCAUGUUUUUCAUGUUCGUUCAGCUUGCAAUCAUUGCAAUUUUUAAGUCUUACCCUACAGUAGGAGAUGUAGCGCUAUACAUGGCUUUCCUACCCAUGUGGAAUCACCUUUAUAGAUUCCUUCGGAACAUCUUUGUGGUGACUUGCAUGCUGAUAUCUUCAUCAGUGUUGUUCCCUGUUCUCUGGCACCUUUGGAUUUAUGCUGGAAGUGCAAAUUCCAACUUUUACUAUGCCAUUACCUUGGCUUUUAAUGUGGGACAGAUCCUGUUGGUUUCUGAUUACUUCUAUGCCUACAUUCGGAGAGAGUAUCAUCUCAUCGAGGGACUUAAUUUGAAGUCCAAGGAUGGCAAAGAAGCCCAUGUUGUUCUUAAAUAAGGGACCAAUUAAUGCCAUGUAUUAAUAUUAAAAUCCCAACACACUCCCGUUUUAUUUUGUAGAGAAGGUACUGUUGCUCAGGACAUCAGUGUCCCUCAUUGUGAUACAGCUAUGGAUUGCAGGAUUCAAUCACUUAAGAACAUUUGUUUUUAUGGUGCUUGAAGCACCAGGAGGACAAGAGUUUAAGUUCAAAGUACUGUCAACUAAAACAAAGUUUUAAAAAUAUAUUAAGUUUUUUUGGAAGUUAAUUUUUUUCUCUUCUUUCUAAACAAUAAGAGUCAUAUUGCAGUGGAGCUGUGCUAGCCUGGGAAUUCAGAUGCUCGUGACUUGAUGUUCAUGUUGAGAUAUGCUCCUGUUUUUACCCUCUGCAGCCCUUAGCUGGAAAUGAGUUACAAAUGAUGAAGGUUCCUGUGGAAUGUUGGUUAACUACUGAUGGGUCUGUCUUCCCAGUGUAUUUAGUUUGACUUACCUUGCACUGAUUCCCAAGUUUAUUACCACGGAACUCAGCAGUACCUAAUUUAAGGCUGUGUUACACGAGUGUUGGACUAGAGGCCAUCCUUUCUGAUGGGUUCACAUUGCACGUAUCUCAACUCAGGAUACUUGACCACACUUCUGAGAAGUGGAACUAGUCUUGUCAGAAAUCUAAAAUUGGGUGGGAUGGACUGUGUAAUAUAUGGGCUAAAAAUAUAAUUGUCAAGUCCAAAUCAGCAACUGAAUGUACAAACAUCCUUUUCAAUAUAAACUUCUGUUAUAACACUCUCUGCUUUAUACCCCUUAAAUGAUUGUAAGAUUCUGUUGAUAAAGCUAAUCAAACCCUUUGGA
Hemiscyllium ocellatum (epaulette shark) is the source of this 2164-nucleotide messenger RNA. It is a transcript of the gene pigu, whose product is annotated as phosphatidylinositol glycan anchor biosynthesis, class U. Gene Ontology annotation, biological process: attachment of GPI anchor to protein; protein localization to cell surface. Lineage: Eukaryota; Metazoa; Chordata; Chondrichthyes; Orectolobiformes; Hemiscylliidae. The transcript is spliced from 12 exons. Bases 35 to 1342 code for a protein of 435 amino acids. The record is from RefSeq and is a predicted model, not a curated record. Gene Ontology annotation, cellular component: GPI-anchor transamidase complex; membrane.